This is a messenger RNA of Magallana angulata, 2822 nucleotides long. Its product is annotated as low-density lipoprotein receptor-related protein 4-like. Bases 41 to 2725 code for a protein of 894 amino acids. The record is from RefSeq and is a predicted model, not a curated record. The transcript is spliced from 19 exons. Lineage: Eukaryota; Metazoa; Mollusca; Bivalvia; Ostreida; Ostreidae. Gene Ontology annotation, cellular component: membrane.
CCGGCUUUUGGUCGGCAGAUCAUUGUUAGAGUGAACGACCAUGAAAUCACGUAUCUUUGUUUUGACAAUCAUAGGGUUUCUAAUACCCUAUUGUGCUGCACUUGAAAGGGACAAAAAAGCCGUACAAUCAUGUUAUGAAUGUUCCAACAUUGCCGACCCAUCACAGUGUACAAGAGUGGUAACGUGUAGAGCUAAUGAGGUCUGUUAUACGGAGGCUCAUUCAACGUCAUCAAUAUUCCAGUCCACAGUGUACUCGUUGGGAUGUCGAGCAUCAACCUUAUGUGACGCAAUAUCCCAUGGCGGUGGUGUGGUUGGAAGAAAAAGAAACGUGCGUCAAUUGAACACGCACUGUAAUAGCUGCUGCCGAACAAACAACUGUAAUAGAAACCUUUGUGGAGGUACAGGAAACACCGGCCCAACGGUUUCGACCUCGAGUUCAACAUAUGUCCGUCUGCUUGGUGGUUCCCAUGCUUACGAAGGUCGGGUCGAGGUCUUUCAUGGCGGAAUCUGGGGCUCCAUCUGUGACGACAAUUGGGGAGGACACGAGGCACAAGUAGUGUGUGGAAUGCUGGGAUAUAGCAGGAGCGGGUCAGGUGGCGCACAAGGAGGCUUAUUUGGAGCAGCUCCAACCUAUGCCAAAAUAUUUAUGGACGAAGUGAACUGUACGGGAACAGAGGCAUCUAUCGACUUGUGUCACUUCAAUGGAUGGGGAGUUCAUGAUUGUGGACAUGACGAAGAUGCGGGUGUUAUCUGCAACUCGGCAAGCACAGAGGACAACAUUAUUUUCUUGCUUGAUACUGGUCUUGGUGGAGUAAUAUUUAGAAUGGACUUGAAUACCCAGAGUUACGUGCCCAUUCCCAUGAACAGUUUGUACACACCCACUGCCUUUGAUUACGAUCCAACUGAUGGCAGAAUCUACUUCGUGGACUACAGGCUCAGACAGUUAAUGAGUGUUCACUUCAGUGGAACAGACGUGAGAGAGCUCAAACAACUCGAUGCAAAUGCCGACUUGGAGAAAAUUCAGGUUGAUCCAAUUAAUCGAAAACUCUUUUACGCGGACACAGGAAACGAUCUUAUAGGUUCUAUUAACCUGGACGGAACCGGAUACCGGGUUGUAGUGAACCAGAGUUUGGAUGAACCACGUGACUUAGCUCUUGUCCCCGCUACACAGACAAUUUACUGGACGGACUGGGGAACAAGUCCCAAAAUUGAGAAAGCCAGUUAUGACGGUUCAAACCGACAAACGCUUGCAUCAACCGGUCUUAAAUGGCCGAACGGUCUUGCAUACGAUUAUGAAGAAAAUAGACUUUACUUUGUGGAUGCUGGAACUCACAAAAUCGAAGCUAUGCAGCCAGACGGUAGUAGUCGAUCCGUCAUCUUGACCGAUUCUUCCGCCCACUUUUUCGCUGUGUCUCCAUACCAUCAAUAUCUUUAUUACACAGACUGGAACCAACACACUGUGAUGAGAGUUAACAAGGAUGGCUCUGGAAAGACAAACAUUGGUCCUACAGGGUUUAGACAACUGGCUGACAUCAGAGUCCACAAGUAUGGAUACGGAAUGCCAGGAGUGGUGACUCCAUCUCUAAUCGUCGUUGAUGAAAGUCACAUAUUUGUCCGUCUCGUGGGAAGAGGAGACCACAACGAGGGUUUGGUGGAGGUGUACAUCAAUGGCGAGUGGGGCACGAUCUGUGACGAUAUGUGGGACGAUAGGGAGGCAAAGGUCGUGUGUGAAAUGCUGGGAUUCGGAAAGACUAAUGCAAAGGCAGUUUCCCGGGCCUAUUAUGGAACAGAUAACUCCAUUAUCAUUUUCCUGGAUGACGUCAACUGUACCGGAGAGGAGACCCACAUAGCUCAGUGUACUAAGAUCGGGGACUGGGGUCUCCAUAACUGUGACCACAGAGAGGACGCAGGCGUCAACUGCACGUUCGAUGUAACUACUAUUCGCGAUUUUGUGUUGGUGGCCGAUUCCUACAUCCAAGAGAUCUACAGAAUGGACCUGGAGACCGGCAGCUACUCCGCCAUCCCCCAGUACAGCGUCAACACCCCUAUAGGCAUAGACUACGACCCCCUGACGCACACUGUGUUCUACUCUGACGUCGGAUUACACUUGAUCAAGAGCACGGACUUAGAUGGAAAUAACGAAAAAAUAUUAAAACGACUUAACAGCGUUGCGAUACCUGAUGGUUUGGUUAUUGAUGUUCAAAACCGCUUAAUUUUCUAUUCCGACACUGGAAAUGACGUCAUUGUGAAAAUGAAUAUGGAUGGUACCGGUGUUGUUAACGUGACUAAUACAAACCUUGAUGAGCCAAGAGCAGUUACCUUAGACGUCGCCAAUCAAGUUAUAUACUGGACAGACUGGGGAGCACAUCCUAAGAUUGAAAAAUCGAACUACGAUGGCUCAAACCGUCAGACCCUCAUCGACAGCGGACUUAAGUUUCCUAACGGACUUGUAUAUGACGGAACAACAAACAAGCUUUACCUGUGCGAUGCUGGGACCAAUAAGAUUGAAGUAAUGGAUACGAAUGGUCAGAACCGACAGCUGAUCUUCCAGGAUGCUGGCGCUCAUUUCUUUGGAAUUGACGUGGACUCCCAGUAUAUUUACGUGUCAGACUGGACUAAAGAUGGAGUCAUUAGGUUGAACAAAGACGGGUCUGGAGAGACACCCGUCGGACCCCCAUCAUUCGGGAAACUUAAUGGAAUAUCUCUCUACCACCAAGGGGGAUGAUUCAAGUGUUCAUACAUCAAAAUGACUUUCAAUCCCGGUCAUUUCACAUAGACAAUAAGUUUAACCAUGCUGUGUUUGAAUAAAAGUUUGAAAUAUA